Diorhabda carinulata is the source of this 1756-nucleotide messenger RNA. It is a transcript of the gene Smug, whose product is annotated as single-strand selective monofunctional uracil DNA glycosylase. The record is from RefSeq and is a predicted model, not a curated record. Gene Ontology annotation, molecular function: single-strand selective uracil DNA N-glycosylase activity; oxidized pyrimidine nucleobase lesion DNA N-glycosylase activity. The coding region runs from base 161 to 1048 and encodes 295 amino acids. Gene Ontology annotation, biological process: base-excision repair. The transcript has 3 exons. Lineage: Eukaryota; Metazoa; Arthropoda; Insecta; Coleoptera; Chrysomelidae.
GUUAACGUUUUAAGAAAGUAAUAACCUAUAAAUGAAUGUUUAAUUUUGAGAUAUAAACAUAUUGUACUGAAUAAACAUUUUUAUUUCACAGUCGCAUUUAAAAUUUUCCAUCCAAUAAACUUACAAUAUUUAUGAGAGGUUUAUUAUAAUAAAGUGUAAGAUGUUAAAACGCAAAUUAAUGGGAAAUGAUGAUAAUGAACAUAAAAUUAAAUGUUCUGACAAUAAUUCAAAUAUAUCUAUACAAACACAUAAUUCUGCUGUAACAUCCAAAUAUUUCAUAACUGGUCCACUUGUAACUACCGAAACAGUUGGUGAUAAAAUAUUGCAAUUGCAACGAGAUUUAAAUGAAACAUUAAAAACAUUAGACUUAAAAACAGUACCAAUUGAAUACAUUUAUAAUCCACUAGUAUAUGCUUUUGAUACCUAUGAAAAAUAUGUAAGAAAAUAUUGCUCUUCAAAUAAAAUGAUUCUUUUUGUUGGGAUGAAUCCUGGUCCUUUUGGAAUGUGCCAAACAGGAGUACCUUUUGGUGAUCCAAAAUGUGUUAGAGAGUUUCUACAAAUUGAAGGAAUUGUUACCAAACCAGAAGUAGAAUGUCCUAAUAGAAAAAUAUUAGGUUUUGAUUCUCCUCGAAAAGAACAGAGUGGGGAAAGAUUUUGGGGCUUUUUCAAAAAUUUAUGUGGUACUCCGGAUAUAUUUUUCAAAAAUGCAUUUAUUCUGAACUUUUGUCCAAUUGCAUUAAUGAAACAGAAUGGAUGUAAUGUAACUCCUGCCGAUAUUAAAAAUAUAAAGGUUCGUAAGAGUCUUGAAGCAGUGUGUGAAGAUUGGUAUAUAAAAGUUAUUGGACUACUCCAACCAAAAAUUAUCAUUGCCAUAGGUACUUAUAUACAAAAGAAAACCAAAGACCUCUUGGAAAAACACAAAGUUGAUAAUGUCAAAGUUCUGUACAUGCCUCAUCCUAGUCCAAGAGUUGUAAAUAACAAUAAUUGGCAUGAAAAAGCACAAAUGUUUUUAGAAAACAAUCAACUAAUACAAUAUUUUACCAAAUAGAUGUGUAAGCAGCAAAAAUAUUUUUAUUUUUUUUUUAUUAUAGUAGUAUAAUUUUGUUUAAGUUACAAUUUUUUUAAUUUUAUAAGAAAAGUUUUAUUUGAUUUAUUUUUGAAUUAAAUAAUGAAAUGGAACAAAGUGAAUUAUCAGAAACUGAGCUUUUUUAUAUGGAUAAAGCAUUCUUUUACGCUAGAGAAGCUCUAUCUGUUCAAGAGGUACCAGUUGGCUGCGUUUUUGUUUAUAACGAUGAAAUAGUAGCAUUGGGACGUAACACGGUGAAUGAAACUGGAAACGCUACAAGACAUGCAGAAAUCAACUGUAUAGAUACUGUAAUACAUUAUUCCAAAAUUAAUAACCUAAAUUAUCAUAAUGUUUUCGAAAAGACAUGUGUUUAUGUUACGGUAGAACCUUGCAUCAUGUGUGCAGCUGCUUUAUAUGAUUUGAAAAUCAACACAAUCGUGUAUGGUUGUAAAAAUGACAGGUUCGGUGGACAAACCGUAUUUAAUGUUUCAACUGUGUUGAAAACUGUUACUAAAGUCAAAGGAGGUUAUAGAGCAGAAGAAGCCAUGGAUUUGUUGAAAGAAUUUUAUAAAGGGGUUAAUCCUAGUGCACCACCUAAUAAAGUUAAAAAGAAAAAUAAUUCGCUUUCUGUUAUGUAGGAAUGUACUUUCAAACACAUAUAUUUGAAAAUUAUAUUCUUCACAAAACUAA